Nerophis lumbriciformis (worm pipefish) is the source of this 1452-nucleotide messenger RNA. The record is from RefSeq and is a predicted model, not a curated record. NCBI's taxonomy places the organism in Eukaryota, Metazoa, Chordata, Actinopteri, Syngnathiformes, Syngnathidae.
AUGAACAGGAUCCGGAUCCACGUCCUGCCGAGUAGCCGCAAUCGGCCAACGGUCCAGCAGCAGCCGGUGCGUCCUCGGGAGGCGCAGAAGUGCGCCUUCACGCAGCGGCCUUGUUCGCAGCCCCACCUUGACGGCUUCGACUUCUGCAUCAAGCACAUUCUGGAGGACAAGACGGCCCCGUACAAGCAGUGCAAUUACGUGUCCGCUAAGAACAACAAACGCUGCCCGAACGCUGCUCCGAAGGUCGACAGGAAGGACGGUGUGACCUUUUGCGCUGAGCACGCCCGCAGGAAUGCCAUGGCGCUCCGUGCACAAAUGAGGAAGGCGUCGUCCGGGCUUUCGCCAGAGACGCUCCUUUCUCAGCUGAGCGGCUAUAGCCACGCGGAAAUGCGCCGCCUGGAUGGAAGUCGCGCCGAGGCCAGUCGGAUUAUAGAUGAUGACAGUCCAGUGAGCGAGGAGGAGCCAAGUCCCCUAGUACUGGACCAGACGUGGCGAGGGGAUCCUGAAAGUGAAGCCGACAGCAUCGACAGCGGCCAUGAGGAUCCUCUCAAACACGCUGGCGUUUACACAGCAGAGGAAGUGGCGCUCUUCACUCGGGAGAAACUCAUCCGGCUGCAGUCACUCUACAUCGACCAGUUUAAACGCCUUCAGCAUCUGCUCAAGGAGAAGAAGCGUCGAUACCUGCACAACCGAAAAAUAGAGCACGAAACCAUCGGGAGCAGCCUUCUGACUGGACCUGAAGGCCUGUCGGCGAAGGAGAGGGAGAACCUGAAAAAGUUGAAAGCGCUCCGUCGCUACCGCCGUCGCUACGGUAUGGAGGCUCUGCUGCACCGCCAGCUGCGAGAGAGAAGACAGACGGUGACGGAGGGAGCUCCGCAGACGCACUCACGAGCACUGCAAGAGAAAUGCAUUUCUUUCGUGGAUGGAAAUCGAUGUCCCAAUCCGUGCCUUCCGCUGACGCGCCACUGUGUUUCACACAUCUUCCAAGAUGGCAACCAGGUACUUUUCAAAAGCUGCCCGGGCACCAAGGACGUCCCGUGCGAACGAACGGUCCACAUGGGCCAGUCGGACGAUCCCCGAUGCCCCCUUCACCUCCCCCUGCCGCCUCCUAUGCACCAGCCGGAAUGGGAGCCCCCUCCGCAAGAGCACCAGCCCCCCGCCAGCAGAGACCUGUACCUGAGCGCCGCCGAGCUUCAGCCCACCGAGAGCCUCCCCCUAGAGUUCAGCGACGAUCUCGACGUGGAAGGAGACGGCGCGCAGUGUCCGCCGUCCCCCCUGCAGUUUGACACGGCGCUGGCGCUGGAGGACCAGACCAUUCGCGCCAUCGCCGAGGCCCCGAUGGACCUCCUCACCGCCGACGACCCCGAUCAAGAGGACGUGUCGGGACAGGACGCCGACGAGAUCUCCGACGAGCAGAUGGCGGCGGGAAGCAAGGAAGACGCUCACAGAUGA